Bipolaris maydis ATCC 48331 is the source of this 1698-nucleotide messenger RNA. Its product is annotated as Alpha/Beta hydrolase protein. NCBI's taxonomy places the organism in Eukaryota, Fungi, Ascomycota, Dothideomycetes, Pleosporales, Pleosporaceae. Gene Ontology annotation, cellular component: membrane. Gene Ontology annotation, molecular function: glycerophospholipase activity. Gene Ontology annotation, biological process: piecemeal microautophagy of the nucleus; multivesicular body membrane disassembly; neutral lipid catabolic process. The record is from RefSeq and is a predicted model, not a curated record.
AUGUCAUUUCACACUUCAUCCCAUAAUGCUCGAGGCAGGCCCUGGCGUUCUCUCCUUGCCGUUGGUAUCCUUGUGCAGUUCGCUCUGAUUGCGGGUAUCUUUUUGGCCUAUACCGGCUUUGGCCACUCCCGUGGGUCCACGGAUUUAGCGGACGCGGCAACUACCAAUUCAUCACCGAGGCCAAACAGCUUCAGAUUGCGACAUGUCAUUAAUCACGGUGCCGGUCAACCUGGACCGCGCGCAAGAAGGUUUGAUGUCACACCGGAGCAUUUUGCAGUUGCUGGUGUUGAUUCUCAUGUCGGACCCUUCGCCAUUAAGACAGCACCAGUAAAGAUCCAAAGGCCAUCGUUCAACAGCUAUGAUAGCCAGAUACCCAUGUCUCCCAUCUGGAUGGCUGAAGACAUCCCAGGUCCGGAUAUUACAGACAAGGAAACCAUCAUCAGUUUUGCAAACAUGUCAGAGGAUGCGUACAAGGUCGGUCGCGAUGAUCCCGGGUGGAUGGAUGUGGAUGAAGACUACAACACUUCUGUUCCCUUCGGUUGGGAUGAUAGCGGCAUCCGCGGCCAUGUGUUCAGCGAUGACACCAACUCCACCAUCAUUCUGGCCGUUAAAGGAACUACCGUAGCCAUGUUCGAAGGCAACGGAACUUCUGUGCACGACAAGGAAAACGACAACCUUUACGGAUCCUGUUGCUGCGGUCAGGGUGGUACCUACCUAUGGCGCAAAGUGUGUGACUGUCAAACCGGUACCUAUGCCUGCGAUGAGCAAUGUGUAAAGGACGAGUUGCGGAAGCCAAACCGGUACUAUGUCGCAACUCUCGAGCUCUAUCAAGAAGUGAUGAAGCUCUACCCGAAUUCCCACGUAAUGACAACCGGGCAUAGCUUAGGUGGAGUACUUGCGUCUUUGAUCAGUCUCCAACAUGGCAUUCCUGCUGUGACAUUUGAGGCUUAUCCCCAGGCUCUGGCAGCGAAGCGCUUAGGACUACCAGCAGCUAGCGACGUUGCUCCUCCCGGGAAAGACACGGGAGUCUUUCAUUUUGGACACACAGCUGACCCGGUGUACAUGGGAACUUGUAAUGGGGCUACAAGCUUUUGCUCAAUCGGCGGUUAUGCAUUUGAAACACUUUGCCAUGCCGGAAGGAAGUGUGCAUACGAUGUGGUUAAAGAUUGGGGCUGGAGACAAAGCACACAGACGCACAGCUUGAGGUACGCCAUCGAGAACGUUUACAUGAAAUACGAAAAAGCGGCAACAUGUCUAGAAGAGGAUGUAGGCUGUGUUGAUUGUUACUUGUGGAAGUUUGAAAACGGCACACAUAAGCAGCCGACAACGAGCUCAACAUCAACAAGUACCACCUACUCAAGGACUCGGACAGAAACAUGCCAGACGCCUGGAUGGUGGGGAUGCCGGGAUGCGACAACUACCAUGAUGUCGACAACAUCAUCUAGCUCAUCGACUACUACAACGAGCACAAGCACUUGUCAGACUCCUGGCUGGUUUGGUUGCAAAGAUAAAACAACAGCAACCAUUACGGCCACUGCUACUAUUACGACUACAUCUAGUGAGCCAACCACGACGACCUGUACUACUAAAGGAUGGUUUGGCAGAUGCCUUGAUGACAACUCUUCGACAGCCACCCCUGCUAUGGAAGCACAUGCCUACUGGCGGACGCCAGUAACAGCGACUCCAACGCCUCCAUAA